Messenger RNA from Lingula anatina, 2337 nucleotides. RefSeq names its product G protein-coupled receptor daf-37. Gene Ontology annotation, biological process: G protein-coupled receptor signaling pathway. The record is from RefSeq and is a predicted model, not a curated record. Gene Ontology annotation, molecular function: G protein-coupled receptor activity. NCBI's taxonomy places the organism in Eukaryota, Metazoa, Brachiopoda, Lingulata, Lingulida, Lingulidae. Gene Ontology annotation, cellular component: membrane.
UUCAACGAUAUACAAAUACAAAAUCAAAUUUAAUGACAGUCAUACACGUAUACCGGCCAGUAUGUAUAAAGUAUGGAAUGACAGAUCACCGAGUAUAUUGAAACGGAAAACAAAUCACGCACAUCAUGUCAUCAUCCAUACAUGCUUAAUGGAUUUGAUAUUACGUAAAGUUAAUCGGCGAAACGAGAAGUUUCUGAACUGAGGAUAAUUAAGGAGAAAGCAACCCAUACUGUACUGCAUAGUGCUGAUUCUCCGUCUAUGUGUAAGAAGAUUGCGAUGUGCAUUUUACCUAUAGAAAAGGAAAUUACAACACCAUAACAAUGAUAGGUCUAUUACACUAGGAAAGGAGAAGCAGAAAAGAAGUAUUAUACAUAAUACGAAUAUUCAUGAUUGUCAGUUGGUUCGAUAUUGAAUUUAGGAAGUUUUAUUGAUAAUAGAUCAUUACAUAGCAUUCAAAGGAGACAAUUCUGGCACUGAAGAAACCAAGACACGUGUAUAAUUUGGUCAUUUGGGGUUGGUUGAUAUAAAGGACAAACGUCACAGUGUAUUAGCCAGAAAUCAUCUCGUUACUAUCCCAGCCCCCAUGAUGGACCCCCACGAAGAUUACACAGAUUUCUCCUUCUCCUUGGAUAAGCAUAUACACAACACAACCGACGGCGUGCUGUACCCAGAAACGAUUUUGACAAGGACGCUGUGGAAAGUUGUCCCCAUCGUGCUCCUGGUGUUUGGAACUUUCGGCAACCUGGCUUCUCUCAUGGUCAUGACGCGUAAGGUUCUCAGGGAGACCCCCGUGGGUAUACUCCUGGCGACCCUGGCCGUGUCUGACCUUGUGGUCUUGUGGGUGGGACUAAUGAGGCACAUCCUCCGCGCGUAUGGUGUGGUCGAGCUACGUUACAUCAGCACCUUCGCGUGUCACAUCACACGGUUCCUUACGUACUUCAGCAUGGACUUCUCGGCCUGGGUUCUUGUCGCCGUCACCGUGGACAGGUUCAUCGCCGUUUGCAUGCCCACGCGGGCCGUGGAUUUGUGCACGGUCAGAAAAGCCGCCCUGUCUCUCAUGGUGAUAGCUGCGCUUAUCACGGCUAAAACGAUGCACGUGUUCUGGACGCGAGGGUCGGAAAACGUAACGUUAGACGGCAACGUGACGGUCAUCUACGUUUGCGGAUACACUUCGGACGGCGACAGAUACUUUUGGCAACACGUUCUGCCUUGGGUGGUGUUUUGUAUAUACGUUAGUGGACCUUUCCUGACAAUGAUAGUUCUAAAUAUACUCAUUAUAAAAGGGUUGUUCAAAAUAGAACAACGUCGUUGGCGCCUAAGUAACCGCUCCACGGAGACAGGGACAGGAAACGGUUUGCUUGACCAUUAUCCAUCCGAUAGAAACGCAGAUGGUCACACCGCAGGGAGACGGAGUGACCAACAGGAGGGACCUCUGCUACCGGUCAGAUCGUUGACCAUUAUGCUACUAGCGGUGUCUAUAUCAUUUCUACUACUCUCUUUCCCAGCAUUUAUUAACCGCAUGGUUCAGUCAUACUGGAAAAGGGACAUAGCUAGCGCUCGCGAAAAGGCGCGAUUGGAUUUGACCGAAGUGAUGGUGUUGAUGUUGAAUUAUACCAACCACUCUAUUAACUUUUUCCUAUAUUGUUUAACAGGCAGACGCUUUAGAAAAGAACUUAAACUGUGCUUUCGUGACGUUAUGCGGUGCAAUUAAGUUGAGGAAUUCUUCAUACUAGACUUUGAAUUAGGAAUGCAGAGAUACUGUUACGGAAGAAUACUGCAUGAAGAGAUCUAUCUUGUUAAUUCUCACAAGCCACUGAUACGCAGCAGAUCUUAGUUUUGGGCACUGGUUUGAGUGUCUAAUUAAGUCCUUACCUAGACCUACGCAUGAAGAGACUAGAUCCUGUAUUGAUGUUGUACUGGGUAUAGUAAUUGUGAAAUAUAUCUCACGUAAUUGUAAAUGCUACUUAGACGCUGAGUUAAGAUUUUUAACGCACAAGCAGUUCGAACUAAGACCUACCUCAUACUGGUGAUAAGUGCACUUAAAGUAAGGUGAAAUGGUUUUAUACUUCAUCUGACACGACUUGAAACAGGGCUGCAACUGACGCAGCUAUAAUUGACGCUGUGUUCAGAAUUCAUACAUCAAGACGUAAAACAAGGUAUUAAAGAGUACAGGCACUUAUACUAUACCACGGGUUUCACGCAUGUUUCACCCCUUGCCAUUUCAAACUUUUGAAGGCAGUUUGAUUGGGUCCUUGUCGUUUUGGUUAUAUAUUUCGCAAAAAUGUGAAAUCGGUGUUGAAUAAAAGAAAGGGGUGUUUUGGUAGUUAAAUGUCCCAA